CACCGGAGGCGAGCCUGCUUAGUGAGAAAGUAGGAAUGGGUAACCGGGUCACCCGCGGGGAUUUCGAGUGGGUUUACACUGAACAGCCCCAUACGCAACGGAGGAAGGAGAUUUUGGCCAGAUAUCCAGCCAUCAAAUCUCUAAUGGGUUCAGAUCCCAAUUUAAAAUGGAUUGUGACAGGAAUGGUAUUCACUCAGCUUCUUGCCUGCUACCUGGUGAGAGAUUUAGCCUGGAAGUGGGUUUUCUUCUGGGCUUAUAGUUUUGGGGGCUGCAUCAACCACUCCAUAACACUAGCAAUCCACGAUAUCUCUCAUAAUGUUGCCUUUGGCAACAAGCACGCCAGGUUGAAUAGGUGGUUUGCCGUCUUUGCCAACUUGCCUGUUGGAUUACCUUACUCUGCCUCUUUCAAGAAGUACCACAUUGAUCACCAUCGAUACCUUGGCGGAGAUGCUUUGGAUGUGGACAUCCCUACUGAUUUUGAGGGCUGGUUCUUCUGUACUCCAUUUCGGAAACUAAUCUGGAUUGCCAUCCAGCCAUUUGCUUACAGUUUGAGGCCACUAUAUGUCAACCCCAAAGCAAUUACUGAAAUGGAAAUAUUUAAUGCUUUGGUACAAUUCUCUAUUGACCUUGCAAUCUAUCAUUUAUGGGGUUGGAGGCCUAUUGUUUAUUUAAUAGCAGGAACAAUCCUAGGCAUGGGUUUGCACCCUAUUUCUGGCCAUUUCAUAGCAGAACAUUACAUGUUUUUGAAAGGAUAUGAAACAUAUUCAUACUAUGGACCCCUCAACUGGAUCACCUUUAAUGUUGGCUAUCAUAUGGAACACCAUGAUUUCCCCAGCAUCCCUGGAUCUAGACUGCCAAUGGUAAAGAAAAUAGCAGCUGAAUAUUAUGACACUCUACCUCAACACCAGUCAUGGGUUCAUGUUCUCUGGGACUUUGUUUUUGAUGAUAACAUCAGUCCUUAUACAAGGGUUAAAAGAAAGUGCAAAUUGGUUUCUGAAUCUUCCUAGAUACCAACUCCAGCUUUUCCUCUCUGGACUUCUGCACCUUGAAAAUUUCUCCUUCGCAAACAUGAAUGAUGCAUUUUAUGUCUUAGGUAGAUGUAGCUGAUGUAUGUUUCUGAACCCAAAGGAUUGUCUUAAAUCUAAAUAUAAAGUAAUAUUAAAAUGAAGCUAACAAAAACCUUUUUUCUUUGCUAUUGUGCAAUACCAAACUCAGAUGCAGUCAGAGCACGGAGGACCCCGAAUUUAUAGAUUUGGAAAGUAGAGAGGAGAAAGGUGGCUAGCUCUGUAUAUUUUGACUAAUUAAAGUAUAUGGCUAGGAAGUCUGAUAUUGCAUGCAAUAGACUUCUCUCCAUCUCUGUAGUUAGUUACAUAGCGAAUUUUGCAAGUAGGGGAAGAUGGAAGAUCUCUGUGUAAUUAACUUUUAAGUAAUGUGCAAGUAUGUGGGAAUUCCCCACCUCAUACUGUUGUGAUGGGCAGUGGUUCUGAGAGCUAUAAAAAAUAUCCAUCUAGACCAGGGGUAUCAAACUUGCGGCCCGUGGGCCAGAUGCAUCACGUGCUGGCCAGGCCCAUGCCCGGUUUAGCAAAGUGGGGAAAAAGUCAUAUGUCAUGUGAUGCUGUCAGUUUGACACCC
This is a messenger RNA of Pseudonaja textilis, 1632 nucleotides long. RefSeq names its product delta 4-desaturase, sphingolipid 2 (gene DEGS2). Gene Ontology annotation, biological process: ceramide biosynthetic process; sphinganine metabolic process. Gene Ontology annotation, cellular component: membrane. NCBI's taxonomy places the organism in Eukaryota, Metazoa, Chordata, Lepidosauria, Squamata, Elapidae. The record is from RefSeq and is a predicted model, not a curated record. Gene Ontology annotation, molecular function: sphingolipid delta-4 desaturase activity.